Molecule: messenger RNA, 249 nt
Organism: Ogataea haglerorum
Lineage: Eukaryota; Fungi; Ascomycota; Pichiomycetes; Pichiales; Pichiaceae
Exons: 1
Coding region: 1-249 (82 amino acids)
Source: RefSeq, a predicted model, not a curated record
AUGGCUCGAGAGGGAUUUGAGGACCUCCGUGAAGAAAACCCUUCCGAAGACGUGCCGGAAACAAAGAGGCCAAAACACGAUAGACAUGCUGCUGUGGCCUAUGGACGAGCGCAAACACCCGAAGCACGACCCACAGAUGACGACGAAAUGAUACAGGAGUACGAGGACGAUUUGAAAAGCGAGCUUGAGGCGCUGCAUCGAAAAACCCAAAAUGCCAUUAAGCAGCUCAGAAAGAGCAGGAAAGAGUGA